Messenger RNA from Uranotaenia lowii, 2214 nucleotides. RefSeq lists its product as uncharacterized. Lineage: Eukaryota; Metazoa; Arthropoda; Insecta; Diptera; Culicidae. The record is from RefSeq and is a predicted model, not a curated record. The coding region runs from base 1 to 2214 and encodes 737 amino acids. The transcript has a single exon.
AUGCCCACAGUCAAGGCUGUUAAGGAUCCGAAGAAUCCAUCGUUAAAAUACUUAACUGUGAAGUUGAAGGAAAUCCAGUUGUCUUUUGCUGAUGUUUGGGAGUUUGUGGAAACUUUCCAGGAAGAUGCAACUUAUGCACAAGUUUCGGUGAGAUUGACAGCGGUGGAUGAUUUGUGGGAGAAAUUUGGUGAAGUUCUUAUUGAUAUCAAAUCACACGAAGAUUUCGUAUCUGACGUUGAAGUUUAUGAGAGAGAACGGAAGGAGUUCAGUGACCGAUACUAUUACGCUAAAUCGUUCUUGAUGGAUAAGGCGAAGGGCCGUUCAGAAUGUAUAGAGCUUAAUCAAUCCAUUCAUGUUAAUGAUCAUAGUCAUUCUGGUGGUUUUGAUCAUGUUCGGCUUCCUCAAAUUAAGCUGCAGUCGUUUAAUGGUAACAUAGAUGAAUGGCUCGGAUUUCGCGAUCUGUUUAUUUCGCUCAUCCAUAACAAGCAGGAUUUGCCGGAGGUGGAGAAAUUCCACUAUUUGAAGGGAUGUCUUCAGGGUGAACCGAAAUCUUUAAUUGAUCCUCUUCAAAUAACAAGGGCUAAUUACACCGUUGCAUGGGAUAUGCUGUUAAAGCGUUACAAUAACAGCAAGCAAUUAAAAAAGCGACAAGUUCAAUCGUUGUUUAAGUUACCUUCGUUGACUAAGGAGUCUGUGUGUGAAUUGCUUCAGUUAUUGGAAGGGUUUGAGCGAAUCGUUAAUACGUUAGAUCAGGUGUUGGAACCUACUGAUUACAAGGAUCUGUUGCUUGUGAAUUAUCUUGUUUCUCUAUUGGAUCCGGUCACGCGAAGAAGUUGGGAGGAGGAAUCAGCUUCAAAGGAACAAGAUGUGUUGGCUGAUUUGACUGGUUUUCUUCAUCGGCGAGUUCAAGUGUUAGAAUCUCUUCCGCAAAGGUCAAAUGAAAAUAGAAACAUACCCUCUCAGGUGGUAACUAAACCAAAGCUCAACGUUCGGGCAUUCCACAACAAUGUUAAUUAUCCAGGAAAUAAAUGUGUUGUUUGUAAAUCCCAGCAUCCCUUGCAUCAGUGUCCGAGGUUUUUGAAAUUGUCGGUUACGGAUAGAGAUUCGGUUUUGAAAACAAAUUCAUUGUGUCGGAACUGUUUUAGAACUUCCCAUAUGGCUCGGGAAUGUCAGUCUAAGUUUUCGUGUCGGAAUUGCGGAGGACGCCAUCAUACACUGGUGUGUUUUAAGGGCAAGGAAGGAGAAAAUCCAGAAUCGUCGAGGUCAGGCGAAACCAAUGGCAAUUCUAAGAGUGAUCAAUUGCGAGGAGAGUCAUCAUUUCGGGUUUCUAACCCAGCUUCAUCAACAUGCUUAUCAUCGGGUAUUGAGCGCAUGGCUAACGGUCGGGUUCUCUUAGCAACUGCUGUGGUCCUCUUAGAAGAUGAGUUGGGAAACAGAUAUCCAGCUCGAGCGCUUCUUGAUUCGGGAUCAGAAAGUAAUUUCAUGUCGGAAAGAUUGAGUCAGCGUUUGACGAUGAGUCGGAAAAGGGUAGAUGUGGCGAUACUCGGCAUUGGUCGGACAUCUACAAGAGUUAAGCAAAAGGUUCAAGCGGUGGUGCGCUCGAGAGUGAACAGCUACUGUAAGGAAAUGGAAUUCCUGGUCCUACCCAGAGUAACUGUUGAUCUUCCCACUGCUACGGUAUCAACCAAUGAAUGGUCAUUCCCAGAUGGAAUUGAGUUGGCGGAUCCAUCAUUUUUCGAGUCGAAGGUGGUUGAUUUAGUGUUGGGAAUUGAAUCGUUUUUCGACUUCUUCGAAACGGGAAAACGAAUUUCCAUCGGUGAUCAAUUACCAACACUAACGGAGUCAGUUUUUGGUUGGGUCGUUUCUGGAGGUUUAUCGCAAUGUACAUCAGCACGGAUUGCGUGCAAUGUUUCAUCAACAGAGUCUCUUGAAACUCUUGUCGCUCGUUUUUGGGCUCGUGAGGAGCUUGGUUCGGAAAACCUAUACUCACCGGAGGAAAGGUAUUGCGAGGAAAUUUUCCAGAAAACGGUACAGAGAGACAGCAAUGGAAGGUACACGGUCUCUCUUCCUAAGAACGAGGAGGUUUUUCCUAAAUUGGGCGACUCAAAGGAAAUAGCACUACGGCGUCUGGGUGCAACUGAGCGUAGGCUAGCUCGAAACGCGGAUUUGCGGGAGCUGUAUGUCGUGUCGUUUUUCAGCCAUCUCUUUACGUAA